Molecule: messenger RNA, 6407 nt
Organism: Pantherophis guttatus
Lineage: Eukaryota; Metazoa; Chordata; Lepidosauria; Squamata; Colubridae
Source: RefSeq, a predicted model, not a curated record
GGGCAUUACAAGUUGCCGUGGUGAAGGUCCCGGAGAAGGAGGGAGAAGAAAGGACUACUUCCCUGCCCUGGGGCCCCUUCUCGAUCAUUGAUUCACCUCGUCCAGAAACCGAGAAAAAAGGGGAUUUUCUCCUGCUCUUUUGUUCUCCUCCCGCUUCAUCUACGCCUAGUAUUAUUUUUUUUUAGAUGUGAGAUGCAGGUGACACAGCCAUAUUGGACUUGUUGCUGUUGGCUUGGAAUCUGCCUAUGGCUCCUAGCUGGAGAAGGAGGAUGUGCCUAUGCAAAACUCUGCAGAAUUCCCCCAUGUGGCAGGAAUACCAAUGGUGGAUUACAGCCUAUCAGACAGCAGUGCCAUGGCGCACACUGCUUCAGCAGAUCAAAUCGCUCAUCUCAUACUUUUGUUCAGCCAUCCAGCAAACAACAACCACAGCAGUCUUCUAUAGGCAGCAUCCUGGGGCUCUUAGCUGUGACUAGCCGAAGUUCAGAGGCGAUAUGUUCUGGAGGAAGGGACUGUACCAGAAGAACUCUCAAUAGCACCAUGCAGGAUUGCAGAGGCAUUGAGUGUCGGCUGCCCCUGCACAUUCGCCAGAAGCCUAGACCUGCAAGCCAAAUCUUCCCAUGCCCACCAAAUCAAGGGGAACGCUGCCUGGAGCCUACCCUGGUCAGAGUAACUGAGAAGGCAGCACAAUUUGUUGGGGAAGAGCUUGCCUACACAGCUUCAGAACUUGGUGGCACUGCUCUCAGCGUUCAGCUCACCUGUGAUGUUAAACCAGGAGGUAAUGAAGUUCCAUCUGAGGAUGCACUUGUGCUCCAACUACAGCUUACAAAAGGCCAAGAAAAGUUUGUUGAAACACUAAAAAGUCAGCAGGCAGUCAUUGUGGAUUUACAGCAAAAACUUGCCGAGCAGCAGAAUGCAUUGGUUACCCAGCAGCGGGAAAUUAUUAUGCAACAAAGAAAAAUGUAUGAACAAAUGGAUCUGAUCAAAGUUCAGUACGGCAUGCUUUUUGACACAGUGAAGCAAAUGUCAUUUAAAGGUUUGCAAGAGGACAUCCAGCAUUACUUUGAGGCUAAUCUUGAAAACCUGCAGAAGGAAGUCAGAAAUCAUCUCCAGAAGUCCUACUCUGGGCAUAAACUAAAUGUGGACGCAAAAAUGAUUGAUAUUGGAGAAACUUUAAUGGAAUGUGGCUUUUGUGAAAGUGAUGAAUUUUGCAAUUUUCAGAAGACACCAUCACAAUGUGAAAAAUGUACCUUGUGUCCUGCUGGCUUUUUUCAGCUAUUGGGAUGUUCUGCAAAUACAGAUCGAAUAUGCCAGGAUAAAGAUGAAUGCAUCGAAUUACCAAGUAUAUGUGGAGAAAGGAUGAAAUGCCUGAACACACCAGGAGGAUUCCGCUGUCUUGGAAUGGCAGAAAAAGAGGCUGCUCUGGGACUGUGUGGAGAGGAAUAUUUCUUCAAUAAAGAGCAUCAGGAGUGCCAGGCCUGUCUCGUGUGUGAUGAUGGAGCAGUGAUUUUACCUUGUUCCCUUGUGAGCGAUACAGUUUGUUCAACAGCUGUUGAAACCAUUCUGUCUGAGACAUGGGCUGCAGAUACAGCUUUACCGUUGUCUGGCUCAUUUCAGAUCUACCCUGGGUUUAACCUGAAGUUAAAAGAAAAGCAAGGAUGUGAUACGGGAACUCUUGAAGAGGACAGCUUGGUGUUCAAAGAACAUGGCUUAAUGUGGGCUGAUUUCAAUUUUGCUGUGAAACAUAACUGCAGAAAUUUCCUCCACCUUUCCUUAAAAUUCAAGGACAGUGAAGAAGGCUAUGAACUCAGUGGAGUUCGUAUCGAACAACCAGAAGGCAAAUUUUUUCAGAGUGCCAGUGUGAGUAGUGCUGCAGAAGUAGAGCCAAGCCAAACUCUUUCGAUAUUUUUGAAGAGCCCUAAUCAAUUCUGCAACCAAAGUAAAGAUUUAGACAUAUAUAAUCUUCAAACCCCUCUCAGCUUGUUUUGGUUAUCUCACGAUACAGGAGCAGUAGCCAUGACUGCACAGAUAAUGACCGCAGUUCACUACCAGACAAAUUAUCAACCAACCUUUAAAUUUGUUUCUCUUUCUGACUCUUAUAUGCUAACCUUAUCUCAUGAUGGUAGAGCCAUCAAGUUUACUGAAAUGGGGGUAGUGAAAUUUGUUUUCCAACAAGCUCUGUAUUCCAUGGGUCACACCUGCAUUCAUGAGGGAUUCAAUAUGGUUGUUUAUCUGAACAAAAACGGAACUAAUGCAGAAUUGAUGACGGUUUAUAAAUCUGGGGUCAAUUACAGAGAUACUUCAAUCUCUGUUUCUGGAGCCACCAAAGUCAGUGCUGGGGAUCUAAUGAGCUUUGAAAUCCUUUCUCCUACACAAUGCAGCAUUCGUUAUUUUGGAGACAGUUCUGGAAUUAGUACUCUAAGUCUCAUCUGGCUUCCAUCUGCUAUUUCCACUGCAUUGUCAGCCAGAGUCUCCGUAAUAAGAUUGCCUACAGGAGCUGUCAGAAACAAAGUUUUGGAUUUUGCACAAGUCUCAACCUAUGAGAAACAGAUCUAUUUAAUAUCUACUGGACAAUUUGCCCAAAAAUAUUUUAUGUUUACAGAAAGAGGAAUUGCUAGUAUUGUGUUCACUUUAAAAUUAAUUCAUUCAUGUAAUAUGCUCCGGGUAACUUUAAAUCAGUAUGUCAGUGAUAAUGCUCCUCUUAACAUAAUUGCUCAACAAAUUGGAGGCCAAGUACCUGAAGGUAGUAUCUGGACCAGUGUUAGCCUUCGUUCCUCUUUCAAGGUUCACAAUGGAACCAUGAUAUCUGUAUCACUAGACUGUGUGCGUGGCAGAAUUAACCACAUUUCUCAUGAAUAUGGAACAAGCUUAUCUGUCUUAUGGAUAUCUUCAUAGUUUUGCUUGGAGGACUUUUAAAAGAAACUUUGAAGAUUGAAGUAAAUGGGUUGCAACUAUUGGAUAAAACCCAACUUGGUGCCUUUCAGAUGCGUUGGACUACAGCUCCCAUAAUCUUCCAGCUAUGGGACUCAGAAUUUUCAGUCUAGUGUACAUCAAGGGACUAAGACUGAGAAAGCCACAAUUCCCUUACUUUUGUUUACAUUUUGUUGCAUGAAGUAAAUUAAACAGUCAACUUUUUGAUAAUAGUGAUUGAAUGAAUGAUUGAUUGAUAGAAAAUGAGAAUUGUGAGUCAACCAAAGGUACCAUCUCUACUGAAUUUCUGUUGGAUGUUCUGGCCAUCCCAUGAGCUCUUGAGUUGUGAAAGUAUUGGAAAGACUAUAUCUCAUCAUUAACUCCUUCCUUAUUGGACAAAUUAAGGGAGAAAGAGAAAAAAGCAGGAAUAUUCAAUGGUACAUCCACUGAUCCACCCUAUUUUCACACUGCCUACAGGCCAUCCUUUUAGCAAUUCCAUCCACUAUCUGCUUUGCCCAUCACUGCCUAGUAUCAUCCUCCUCUACCUCUCCUGACAUGAUCUCAAGCUGAGGAAACACUGAAAAACCCUUCCUGUCUACCACCUGGCUAUCACUCUGCAAGUGACUCAUGAGCAAAACAGUACCUUCACUGUUCUUUUAAGGGAAGUAAAUAUAGAAGGAAAGCAAUAGUGAAGGAGACAAUCUUUCCCUACUGCAAUAACCUCAUUGGUGGCCUAACACAAGGAGUGGGAGCAAGAAAAUGGCAAAAAUACAUAACUGAGUUAAACCAAAGUCAUGGCACCUAGGCUUUACGGUAUACCAGUAGCCCCAAGAAGAAGGGCAGCAGAUACCUCUCAUGGGUUCCCAGAAGUGUAUAGCAAUUGACUCCUGACAUGAUGGAUGAUUAGUGCCUGGAAUCCAGGGAUUUUGCAUGCAAAGCAUCUAAUCAUCUCCACCAGCUUUUGACGCAACAGCUUUUGUUGUACUCUUAGCAAGUAGCCUAAGAGCAUCUUUUGGCACUGAUUUGUGCGUGACUGUGACGCACAAAUCAGUGAGCCAUAAGCACAUUUUUAACCAAACCAAACCAUGUUCUAGAAACAUGUUAUAUAGAUAAUGUUCUCUUGUCCUCAAAUGCCUGCUCAACUACGUAUUAUACACUCUUGUUGUAGAGUGCAGGAGAAAUGGUAGGAAAUCAUCAACUAUACCUGAAAUGCACACUUCCACAAUAACAAGGUGAUCAUCCAACUCAAGAGAAGAAGCUUAAAACACCUGAUUUUUGUAGUAACCUUCAGAACCACUUGCACUGAAGCCCAUAAACUGGCCCGUAAAUUCAUCCCAACCUGCAGCACUAUGCUGUGAUAGUACUUUCUUUUUCUAAGACUCUGGACCACAUUAGUUGAGUAUAAGGUUUCAAAUACAUGGAAUCAAAGCUAUCUUACUAAGUCCAGAGGAAGAACCAACCCUCAUGGAGCCCCUGACCCAUUUAUUCCUCACCUUCACAAUAACUAUCAAGUAAACCUCAUGCAGCACACAAACCAUCCUGCAGAAUACCUUUCGUGCCAUGAAUUUCUGCAUCAGAACCAGUAAUCCUGUGGAAGUAUUCAGUGUUGAAGUUGACUUGCCUCUGCAAGGCUAUAGCCAGCUAUCACCCAGCAGGCAGAGCAUGUAGGUGCCAUACUGCCAUCCUAGCGCUAUAGCCAAAACCAACUGGAAAGCACUGCAUGCGAUGCCCAGAAAUGUUCUCACAGUAUUUACUUUAUACAUAUCUAGUAGAAUUUUCUUCCUAUGGAUGAGUGGGCAUUUAUAUUUUAUGUGUAUAUGCAUCUGUAUACACAUAUGUACAUACAUUUAUAUAUAUAAAAUUAAGUUAGGUGGAUGGAUGCAAUUACAUCAUGAUAGGUGCAUCAUUGGAAGACCUGAAGGACCAGGCUGGGUACAAUCUCCUCCACCCCUGGAUAAAAUGUAUGUCUUUGCUAAGAAUCAAAGCCAACUUGAGAGGACAUAAUAAAUAUAAAGUGCACAAUCAUUACAGAUCCUGAACAUAUAUAUAGGUACAAUCACCAGCCUUAAAAUUAUUCUCUUCUUACUUUUAUCCUGAUUUUCUUGGUUAACACCUGUUGCAGAUGUUGUGCCUGAUAGUCUUCUUUCCUAGCAUAAUAGUUAUAAUACUUGUCUUGAAUGCAAAAUAUCUCUAGUUUGAAACCCAGCAGACGGUAUUUUUAAUUACUAUUUUUCUUCAGUAUCUAUUGUUUCUGCUAGGCAGUUGCUGUUUGCCAAUGAAUAGUGCAUUCAUGGAAUUGGUACAAAAAAAAUAUGUGUACUUGUAUUGUGGCAUGAUUCAGCAGAUAUUUUCCCAGAAUUAUUAAGAUACAGAAAUGUAUAAAUAUCCAAAUAAUUUCAGUCAGUAGGAAAGUGGUUGACUGUCAUCUCCAUGGCAGUUAGUGGUGACUUCAAGGCAUUUUCCUCCCUUGGACACAGGCAACAUAAAAGGAUGUGACAUCUGCUGCUACGUUUAGUUUCAAAUCUGCUCCAAAUUUGCCACAUAGCUAGCAAAAUGUCAGCAUAUAUUCCUUUUCUCCCACGGCUUUACCCCAAAGUCAUUUCACCAACAAACAGUAGCCAUGAAAACCAAACUAGGAAUACCAAAGUAUCAAGUACAAGGCGUACCAAAGUAUCACAGCCUACUUCUGGGAUAUUCUUUUGAGUUCCCAGUUAAAUCUACAGCAGUGUUUUUCAAUUUGAGAACUUUAAGCUGUGUGAACUUCAGCUCCGAGAAAUCCCCAGAAUUCUAGAAGUUGAAGUCCACACAGUUUAAAGUUCCUGAGGUUGAAAAACACCGAUCUAGAUCUAGAGUACGGUCCCAAAAUUUGUCAGCAGUCUUCUGUCCAGUUUCUAAUUAUGGCUUAGGAGCAACUAACCGGAUUUGAUUUCUGCAGGAUGCAACUGCAGUUGAGCUCCUGCAUUGGGACCUUGAGGGCCUGGUGGCUCAGCAGACUGAUAGCAUUGUGAUUAACACCAGCUGUCUGCAAUUACUGUAAGUUCGAAUCUCACCAGGCUCAAGGCUUUCCAUCCUUUCUAAGGUAGGUAAAUUGAGGACCCAGUUUGUGGGAGCAAUAAGCUGACUUUGUAUAAAUAUAUACAAAAGUAUGAAGGCUAUUGCUUAACGCAUUGUAAGCCUCCCUGAGUCUCCGGAGAAGGGCGGCAUAUAAAUCAAAAUUUUUUUUUUUAAAAAAAGGCAAGCUACCAUCUGUUACAUGUCUUCCUGACAGUAAAACCACAAGAAUAUUACAUAUAAUCAUGAACUUUGUGUUCCUGAGAUGUUGAGAAAUUGGUUGUCCACACCCUCCUCACUAACAAUUGCUUUCAGCUCCUUGGAAGGUAUAAAUGUUAUAUCCUAUUUACUUGCUUAAAUUUUUUACCCCAUACGCUUCUACUGAGUUGCUUUAAGCCUUGAAAAGCUCACAAGUGACUGAGAAAUAAAACAGUACACUUUUGACAAUA